Aaosphaeria arxii CBS 175.79 is the source of this 1552-nucleotide messenger RNA. Its product is annotated as serine/threonine-protein kinase 12. The record is from RefSeq and is a predicted model, not a curated record. Gene Ontology annotation, molecular function: protein kinase activity; ATP binding. Gene Ontology annotation, biological process: regulation of cytokinesis; protein phosphorylation; mitotic spindle organization. Gene Ontology annotation, cellular component: spindle microtubule; chromosome passenger complex; spindle midzone. The transcript is spliced from 3 exons. The coding region runs from base 117 to 1322 and encodes 401 amino acids. NCBI's taxonomy places the organism in Eukaryota, Fungi, Ascomycota, Dothideomycetes, Pleosporales.
CAAUCGCCGUCGACAAAACAAUCCUUUGAUUGUGUUCUCUUCUAUUCUCUUAUUUUCCUCGAACAUAGCUCAUUCCUUUGCCCGCAUCGCUCGCUCGAUUCCUCCCAUCAGACAGAAUGGAAGUCGCUAACCUUGAAGCCGCCUUUGAGCGCAUUACUGUCGUGGACGAGAACGAUGACCAGCUGGUGUCGAGCAAAACAUAUCACAAGUCAAAGGGCUCCGUAUCUACAGCCGUAACGGUGACCAGUCUCUCAGCAUCCAAUGCUGCAGCCAACCGCAUGAAAAUGCCAUUGCAGAAGCUUGCGACCACCAAUGCUGGAAAGAUUGUCGGCGCAAACAUCACGAAGGUCACUCUUCCGUCUCAGGCAGCCCAGAGUCGACCGGCAGACGACACAGUGGCCAACGCACACCGUCGCACCCUGACUGAGUCCGCCAUUAUCGUUCAGCCACAGUUAAAACAGUGGCACCUCGGAAUGUUUGAAAUCGGCAAGCCUCUUGGAAAGGGAAAGUUUGGUCGUGUUUACCUUGCCAAGGAGCGUAGCACUGGCUUCGUCUGCGCUCUCAAGGUCCAGCACAAGGCGGAACUGCAACAGGGCAAAGUCGAGAAGCAGCUCCGACGUGAAAUCGAGAUCCAGUCAAACCUCGCCCAUCCCAACAUCGUCCGCCUCUUCGGUCACUUCCACGAUGCCAAGCGUAUCUUCCUCAUCCUCGAGUUCGCCGGUCGAGGAGAGCUCUACAAGCACCUUCGUAAAGAGCAGCGUUUUGCUGAAUGGAAGGCUGCACAGUACGUUGCCCAGAUGGUCGCAGCGCUGAAGUACCUUCACAAGAAGCACGUGAUGCACCGAGAUAUCAAGCCCGAAAAUAUCCUUGUCGGUCUACACGGUGAAAUCAAGAUCUCUGACUUCGGUUGGUCUGUCCAUGCCCCUAACAACCGAAGAAAGACAAUGUGCGGAACUCUUGAUUACCUUCCCCCGGAGAUGUUGCGUGGAGGCGGUGGAGACAACUUCUACACCGAGAAGGUCGAUUUGUGGAGUUUGGGUGUUUUGACCUACGAGUUCCUUGUCGGCGAAGCCCCGUUCGAGGACACGCAAGUCAUGACACAGAGGAAGAUUGCACGAGGGGAUUACACUGUACCCAGCUUUGUCAGCCCAGAGGCUAGGGAUCUCAUCAAGAGACUGCUCGUUCUAGACCCAGAAAAGCGCAUCGCUCUUGAGGAUAUCGAGAGACAUCCUUGGAUCGUCAAGCACUGCAAAGGCAGCGAGCGUGCUUACGAUCGCGCCUCGGGGGGCAAGUUCCGCGGCAGCUCUGAGCGUGAUAGCUGAGCGUCAUCCUUGGGCGGGCGAUACGUGAUCUGGAUUCUGAAUGUUGUUUGAUAUAUGCAAGGGUUGGAGUAGAUUCGGCGUAAAACAAAGGGGGUUUUGAUGAUUUUGGGCAUUGCAAGCAAGCGCAUGGUUUGGAGUUUUUGGGGUUUGGCAAUAUCUCUAUAUCGAAGUGUUCGGUUUAGUGAUGACAACGAUUGGGUACAUACCAACAAUGACUAUUUCAAAUAUUC